Messenger RNA from Tuber aestivum (summer truffle), 1214 nucleotides. Lineage: Eukaryota; Fungi; Ascomycota; Pezizomycetes; Pezizales; Tuberaceae. The record is from the annotation of a GenBank genome assembly.
GCACUCGUACAUUACGACGAUACGGUACCGUACCGUAUUCACACUAGCUUUGCUCACCUUACCGACUGAGCAUCGCUGCAUGCUCUGUGCUCUGUGCUCUGUACGAGUAGGGAUUGAAUCCCGUUCUUCCCUCCCACCUUCAUCCUCCACACACCCCCCUUCAUAUCAAUAUCCCCCUACGGUACCUAUUCCUCCCCCCCGUACCUUCACUUGCCAUCCUGAGCUCCUCACUCAGUCUCUCCUUCUGCAUCCAAGUGUGUGCUCCCUCCGAGCUCUUGAAUUCUUUUUUUGAAACGCUCCUUCGCUUCCGAACCAACUCUCCCUGUCCCGUUGAUCCACGCUAACCCGGGGGUCACUCUGCUGCAGGAUUCUACGCUGCAGACCUGUCCCAUCUGACGUUCAUCCAACCAUCAUCCCUCCAACAAGCGCGCCUGUGUUCCGAAACCCCCAGCUGUUCUCGACGAUUUGAAGAGCUACCCACAAGCUUCCCCUCAAACCAGCUCCCACAGGAUACGAUAAAUUUAAUGCUUUAGACGCCCCAUCUCGAUUAACCUGUUCGCCCGGUUCGGAAAAAAAGGAGAGAAAAAAAAAAGAAGUCCCAUCGGACCAAUUGAACGCGGAAUUACAAUUGUGAAGGGAGCAGAAUUGGAUUGGAAUUGCACGACCGCAGGAGGGCAAAAAAGGGGAGGAAAGGGAAGGAGGUCGUCGAUGCAGUGUCUAAUUUUGUCGUUGCUGUCAACGACUAUUUAGACACCUUUCCCAUCGGAAGGGAGUGAGGGGAACUUUUUAACGGUACCGAAAGUGAUAAAAAAGGAAAAAGAAAAGAACCCGACGGGUAGCUGCUGCCUUGUCUGUGCUUUUGCAGCUCUCUUCGACAGAUUGGCUUCACCACUUGUUUCGUUUUCCGUUUCGUUUCUCUUCUGCAGCGUUCCGGUUUAUUUCUCGUUGCGUGUUGUAUAUUUAGGAGAUUUUGUGUUUGACGGUAUAGUGCUUUUGUACUAAAGAGAGGUGUUCAUCCGGAACUGGUUCUGUCCGGCUCUAUUCAAUUAGUCGGCUAGCCGUCAAGUUUUUCUGGUCUGUUUGGUUCAAUUGACUUGGAUGUGUAAGUUUCUCUUGUGCCCUUGAGCUGUAAGUCUUAGUUGCCCCUGCUGACCUGACCCAUCCUGAGAUAGCUUGUCUAGCAUUUGUACUGCCUCGAUAACCACUACAUGAGA